CUCCUGCUUAUACCACCCAGCCAAACCAGCAAAUUACAAGAGCCACUGAUCACUAAUCCUCCGUUCCAAUGGCCUACCCGUGGUCAUGUCUCUAUACUGGCCUGUUGUUUUUAUGAGUGUCUCUCAAUAGGCAUUCUGAUCAUAUCUUCUGGGUUCCCAGCAUUCUCUUCCAGAUGCCAGCCUUUACACACCAGAGCACCCCACAUAUAAACUGAUCUCCAGAUCAGCCAGUAGAUUCAACUGGAAAAUUAUGAGCACAGCUGUAUACAGCAUGCUGAAAUAAAAAAAAAACGUCAAAGUCGAUUACUUGAGGUACAGCCUGAAAUAAAGUAUCAAUAAUAGGUACAGGUCAUUCAGUGAACAUACAAUAAUCUAUUCAUAGAUUGAGUUCAUAAUUGAUACUUCAUUAAAACAUUAACCGCGCCCAGGAUAAUAAUAUGUCCCUGUGAACCCACUGAGUGGCCACUCUGUGUGGCUGGCCCAUAAUCACUCUACUGUGUGCCAAUUCUGUGGAGUCUCUACUAGGACCAGUAAAUAAAAAUGGUAGGGAAGUGCCUGCCCUGUACACCUGCGUCUACUUUUGGUAGCCCAUAACAGCCCCAGUUUUUAUGGUCUGCCAUUGUGAGCCCAGGUGCUUGGUAAGGCUGGGGAUAACUGUGGCAGUGGGUUAAUGAGGUUUUACUUUUGAGGUGGAUGGCGGUGGGAAUGGGGGUUCUUACUUCCCCCAGCAUGCUGACAUGAAGAGAUUUACGUUGAUUUGUCACACCUACCAGAGUUUACUCAAUUUGGAGAGUGGCUGUCGAAGGAGGAGCUAAUAGCAAACAGUGGAUGCCCCUGUGUAAUAACACUCAACAACAUGGCACUCUUUGAACCUGCCCAUGGUAUUGAAACAGACAGUGUUGUGUAAAUUCUGGCUGAAGAAAAUAAAGUAGCCUAAAUAUUACAAAACUACACAUAUAAAACUAUGAUACAAAGGGAAAUGACAAAAAAAUUGAAGCUUAAAUCUCUCUGUAAUGGUGUGGUAUUGCCUGAGUUGUCUCCAAGUUGAAUGCAACCUAAAUGAUAAGCAUUAGGCACCAAAGACUUUAGACAUUUGCAGUGAAUGGCCGAAUUUGUCUGCACAAGACAGCAUGACAGUUGAUGUUCUGCGCACUGUUAUAACUUAUCGCCUCUAAUCAUGUAUUUGUAAGUCAACUCUACAUCUCUUCAUGUCCUGCCCUUGGCGCUUGCACUUGAUUGCUGAGGUAUUGGGGCGGGCAGAGGGAGUUACUUUCGCCUGCUCCCUUUCCCACUAUAAUGAGAACUUUAGAUCACUGUGCAGGCAAACAAAAUCUUUAAGGUGUGCUGGCGGUGCAACACGCGGGAUUAACAGCACUCGAUAUUCUCCUGAGCUACAGCUAUGCGAAUGGGAGUUUUAUGAGCCGUAGGAAUUUGUGCUUUACCUGAAAGGUCUUGGAGCAUCAUUGCUUCAGCGUCUCUAGGUUGGAGUGUGGAGACCCCAAGAUACUUUGUUGACUAGCCUUCUCUUCCUGUCUGCAAAGAUGCUCAAAGUCAUCUGUGUUGUCAUUCUGUUCACCUGUGGUAGUCUGGCAAAACCCAGUGGUCAAAAGAACAAGAAGCCAAAACAAGUGAUACCAUCGAUCGAGUGUGACGUACGGGCAGGCAAGAUCAGCCUCCCAGAAUUCAUUGCCAAAUGUCCAGCCAACUGCAAGGAGACCAAGCAGAGGGUGUACGGGACAGGAGUGUUUGCCUCCAUCUCCAGUAUUUGCAACGCUGCCAUCCACAGUGGCGUCAUCACUAACGCGGGAGGGAAGGUGAUCGUGAGGAAGAUGGCUGGACAGGCGUCCUACAAGGGCAGCCUGGCCAACGGCAUCCGCUCUCUGUCUCUUCCCAACUGGAGGGAGUCCUUCACUGUCGCAGUGGGUAAACCAAAGAAAGGUGUCAUCUAUCCCACUAGUCUGGAUUACGGCCCUUCAAGACCCACUACCGUGAAAACUGGCCAGAAGGAAGCCAAAGCGCCGCCUGCCUCCGUCGUAUUGCCAGCGACAACAGUGGCCGAGCCAAUCCCAACAGCCGCGGCAGAGCCAACCACCACAGCUGCUGCUGCAACCACGCCCCCGACCACGCCCGCCACCACUGAGACCCCCACCACCCUGCCCACAACCACCACGACCACUACCACGGCCAAACCACGCGCCGCUGUGCAUAAAGUCCGAGAUGCAGGCAGCGCCCACCCCUACUUUUCGUCCUUAGCAUCACCAGCCAGUGCAAGACAGUCACAGAGUGGUCAUGGAAAAGCCCAAGCAUUCAGAGGGAGCUCAGCCAUUGCGAAUAGGUUUUCACCUCGACCAAACACAGGUCUGAGAAGACCAGAAGCUGGCCCUGCCGUUAGGAGACAACCAGCAUCCUCCCCUGGGCCAGGUUUCAACAGAGUGCAGCCGGCUCAGCCUGAGAGGAACCAGCACCCCGUCCAGACGAACCCCACUUUUGCUAGAAGGGAUUGGCCUCCCUACGGCUACCCACGACCUGAUUGGUAUCCUGGAGCUAGGCGACCUACAGAUAUUAAUUACUCUCCAGAUAUGGGCUACUCUUGGACUGAGGGGGAUGGAGCAGAGACCACGGGCCGGGAUGCACGGCCUGAUAUCACAGACUAUGAGAGAUGGUAUUAUAACGUUGGACAGUAUCCCCCUCGAGGCCCUGAGACAGACACCGCCCGUAAAUUGCUCCCUGAGACGACACACACCAGAGUGGAGCCGCUGGAUGCCUGGAAACCUGAAGUAAAUCCUUUCGACCCAGGCUUCAAUGUGCGCGAGCAGGACUCCUUACCCCGAGCCCCUGAGCCUGUGUCCCAGGGAGAUCCAAACUGUAAAGUGGACAUUGCUUUCCUUAUGGACGGCAGCUGGAGCAUUGGGAAAAGGCGCUUUCAGAUCCAGAAGGACUUCAUGGUCGAGGUAUCUCAGGCGCUGGAUGUGGGGGUGGCUGGCCCCAUAAUGGGAAUCAUCCAGUAUGGAGAUGACCCAGUGACUGAGUUCAACCUGAGGGCCUAUUCCAGCUCCCGGGAGCUCAAGCCAGCUGUGGAGAAGAUCAUGCAGAAGGGAGGCCUGUCCAAUGUGGGGAAGGCCCUUAACUACAUCACCAAGCAUUAUUUCAGCGAUACCAAUGGCAACCGUGGCGGAGCGCCCAAUGUGGCUGUGGUGCUGGUGGAUGGCUGGCCCACCGACAAGGUGGAGGAGGCCUCCAGGCUAGCCAGAGAGUCUGGGAUCAACAUCUUCUUCGUCACCAUUGAGGGUCCAGAUGAGAAUGAGAAACAAAAUGUGGUGGAGCCCAGUUUUGUGGAUAAGGCUGUCUGCCGGGCCAAUGGCUACUUCUCCCUGCCUGUCUCCAGCUGGUUUGGUCUGCGUAAAGCUGUGCAGCCUCUUGUCAAGCGCAUCUGUGACACAGACCGCUUGGUGUGCAGCAAGACGUGCCUGAAUGCCAACGACAUUGCCUUCGUCAUCGAUGGCUCCAGCAGCGUGGGUACGGGCAACUUCCGUACUGUGUUGCAGUUCGUGGCCAACGUGACGCGCGAGUUUGAGAUCUCCGACACGGACACGCGCGUGGGCGCCGUCCAGUAUACCUACGAGCAGCGGCUUGAAUUUGCGUUUGGCCAGCAUAACAACAAGGCCGAGCUGCUCAACGCCAUCAAGCGCAUCAACUACUGGAGCGGGGGCACCAGCACAGGGGCAGCCAUCACCUUCGCCGCUGAGCAGCUCUUCAGCAAAUCCAAACCCAACAAGCGCAAGAUCAUGAUCGUCAUCACUGACGGGCGCUCCUACGACGACGUCAGGGCGCCAGCGCUCGCCGUUCAACGCAAAGGUGUGAUCGCUUACUCCAUUGGCAUUGCCUGGGCCGCGCAGGAUGAAUUGGAGUACAUUGCCACAGAUCCAGACAAGGAGCACUCCUUCUUCGUGGACGAGUUUGACAACCUGUACAAAUUUGUGCCCAAGAUCAUACAGAACAUCUGCCAGGAGUUCAACUCCCAGCCUCGAAACUGAGCACACCUCGGGACUCUUGCAAGGAACUGUGGGUAACAGGGAUGGGACGGUGAACAAACACAAAAAGAUCCUCUGCCGUUACACAACUCAGUGGGAGAAAAGAUGCAACCAUCACAGAAUCAUCUAGUAAAAGCACACUAUUGCGUCUCCUGGAACUCAAACAUUUCAUAUGGGUGUAUCGUUUCAGGGAGGGAGGGGCAGGUGUAACAGACUGCCAUACAUGGGGAAGGAAGAAAGAAAGCGAUUAAGUGUUAUGUGUCGAAAGCAGGAGUAUGAGGUGUGGAUUGUAGAUGUGUGGAGUGUUAGUUGCAAAGCUGCUUUGCAUUGCUGUGGUACAUCAUUUUUGGAGAGGAAGCUUUGGAUGGAGGGGCAUUUAGGGAAGACAGAACAGGGCAAAAUUACUGAGCAGGAAAAGUAAAACUGUACAAAAAUAACCGCAUUUACAUAUUUAAAUAGGUAUUACGAUGCUAAACUAUAACAUUCUCUCCAGCAGUUUGACAGUCCGGUUUGUCUCACAGUUCACAAUAGCUCAGAAUGAGAUGACAAACUACUGUGAGAUGCAUAGAGCAUAGAGAGAUGAUAAUGGCAAAUGUAUCCAAUUUACUGGACAGCAAAACCAUCAGAAAAGAGUGUUUACCCUCCAUAGUGUCAGUGGUUCUCUCUCAGGAGACUUGAAGUGAAAUGUUGGAAACUUAGAGAAAAACAAAUCUAGAGUGUCCUUUUAACAUAACAUAAAAAAAAUAAAAAAUGCUUAUGCCAUCUUCACGUGUUUAAAUCAGAAUUAUAAGGUAUCCUUGCCUAACGAUUGGCCUGAGAGAUAACUACGUUAUUGCUCUUGGCCACAAAUGUCAUACCACACUUAUUUUAUAUUCAAUAAUUUAUACUUAAACAAUACUCAUAGUCCCUCAGGAUUUUUUAAAAGACAAACAGCCUUUUUCACUCAAUGUAAUAUGUUUUUUGUAAUUUUGUCCAGUUUGUACAUAUGCUUGUUUUGCUUGUAAUUUUUUUAAGUUGCCAAAAAUGAUUAAAAAUGUAAUACGAUUUGUAAUAAAAGAGAUUAUGUAAGAUCAGUAA
Messenger RNA from Clupea harengus (Atlantic herring), 5108 nucleotides. It is a transcript of the gene vit, whose product is annotated as vitrin. NCBI's taxonomy places the organism in Eukaryota, Metazoa, Chordata, Actinopteri, Clupeiformes, Clupeidae. The record is from RefSeq and is a predicted model, not a curated record. Gene Ontology annotation, biological process: extracellular matrix organization; positive regulation of cell-substrate adhesion.